Molecule: messenger RNA, 312 nt
Organism: Letharia columbiana
Lineage: Eukaryota; Fungi; Ascomycota; Lecanoromycetes; Lecanorales; Parmeliaceae
Exons: 2
Coding region: 1-312 (103 amino acids)
Source: RefSeq, a predicted model, not a curated record
AUGACUAUCGUCGCUGGAUUCUUUGGUGGUGCAUCUAUGCGCAAUUUCCCGAGUGAACAAAACCCAGUGGAUCCUGAAACCGAACUCGACGUCUGUGUCAACAAGUUUAGGCGUACGGGCUUCCAAGGGGGCCUGAUCAAACUGGUUGUCAUCAGCGUAGAAAUACAGAGGGAUUUCGACACUUUUGCUAGCAAGGAGAUCGAAAUGCCUCUCUUAUACAUCACUGGGACGAAGGAUUGGCUAAACUACCAGCAUCCGGGUUUCAUUGACAAGCUGAGGAAGGGCUGCGCCGGUUUCCACGGUCUAAAGUAG